Messenger RNA from Bradysia coprophila, 988 nucleotides. It is a transcript of the gene Clc, whose product is annotated as clathrin light chain. The record is from RefSeq and is a predicted model, not a curated record. Gene Ontology annotation, cellular component: clathrin coat of coated pit; clathrin coat of trans-Golgi network vesicle; plasma membrane. Lineage: Eukaryota; Metazoa; Arthropoda; Insecta; Diptera; Sciaridae. Gene Ontology annotation, biological process: clathrin-dependent endocytosis; intracellular protein transport. Gene Ontology annotation, molecular function: clathrin heavy chain binding; structural molecule activity.
UCAUUUUGGUGAGUCAAUCAAUUCCGUGACAUAUCAUCAUCACUUUCUUGCUUUGUCAAUAAAUUGAACGGGAGUGUUAAUAUUCUCAAAAGAUUGUCACGAAAAGCUAAACGCUAAAAUUUAAUUGUCGCACCAUGGACGCAUUCGAUGAUAAUUUUGAACAAACUGAAGUCGAUCCAGCCGCCGAAUUUCUGGCCCGAGAAAAGGAUCAAUUAGCUGGUUUGGAAGAUGAACUGGAGCCUGCUGCACUGUCGGCACCAGUCAGUCAACUUAGAUUGGAUGACAAUGUCAAAGAGGAACUAUCUGGGAGCUUUGAAAUGAUUAACAACGAGAACGAGCAGAACGAAUAUGCUGGCUUCAACACAUCAAAUCAAUAUGAUUAUGAUCAAGAUUUUGGUUACGAAGAAGCAUCUCCAGUUGUACGCGAAGAGCCGGAACGCAUUAAAUUGUGGCGUGAGGAGCAGAAAACUCGUUUGGAACAAAAGGAUCUCGAAGAAGAAAAGAAGAAAGAAGAGCUAAAAGAACAAGCUCGAAAGGAACUAGAAGAUUGGUACAAGCAUCAUGAAGAGGCGAUUGCAAAGACGAAAUCGUCGAACCGGGAAUCUGCUAAAAACGCUGAAAAACAAUUUGUUGCUGAAUUGCCGGACGAAAUGGAACCGGGCACCGAAUGGGAACGUAUCGCCAAACUGUGCGACUUCAAUCCGAAAUCAGCCAAGUCCAGCCGCGACGUAUCACGAUUGAGAUCGAUCAUUUUGCAAUUGAAACAGAAUCCACUGCCAACAACAAAAGUUGCGUAAAUGGGAUUUCGUUUGUUGAAAUCGACCGGACAACGGUGUGUGUAUUAAUAACAAUUUAUGAAAUUAAUGUAUUCAAAUUUUUGAUUUAUUUCAAUUCAAAAAGCAUUGUAAUUGCUGCGUCAAUUUAGAUGAACACAGAAAUUAUCUUAUUUAGACAUUUCCAUUAUAAUAAAAAUGAUUUAUCGGUUAAA